Molecule: messenger RNA, 1203 nt
Organism: Coccinella septempunctata (seven-spotted ladybird)
Lineage: Eukaryota; Metazoa; Arthropoda; Insecta; Coleoptera; Coccinellidae
Product: gastrula zinc finger protein XlCGF8.2DB-like
Exons: 2
Coding region: 111-1064 (317 amino acids)
Biological process (GO): regulation of transcription by RNA polymerase II
Cellular component (GO): nucleus
Molecular function (GO): DNA-binding transcription factor activity, RNA polymerase II-specific; RNA polymerase II transcription regulatory region sequence-specific DNA binding
Source: RefSeq, a predicted model, not a curated record
UCUUUUGUGCAUUCUUCUUAUCCGCCAUAUUCUAGCGUCAGUGUCUGCGAACAAAGACUAGUCAAUAAAGAACGGUAUUCUUUUUCUUGUGUUUAAGAAUAAGAAAAAACAUGGAAUCGGAUUAUUCUUAUGUUGAAGAAGUUGACUCAAAAUCUGUUAUCACAGCAAAUAUAAUAAAUUUCAGAAGAAAAAAAAUUGACGAGCUAGCACACGAAUUGAGGAGCCAGCCAUCAGAAUCGGAGAUAAUAAUUUUGGAUACGGACAUUGCCCUCAAGCCAGAAACUCUACAAGUUCGGUUGAAGGAAGAAGAUGAGUAUGUUGAGAUCGAAAACAACCAAGUUUGUUAUGAUGAUACGGAUUUCGUCGAUGUGGAUGGAAAUUCUUAUAAAUUAUUGGAAACGCAGGUUGAAGCCGAGAUUGGAUCCGAAUUUCUUGAUUUCGUGAAUUCUGAGCUUGAGGAAGGAGAAAUAAGAGAUGGAAAUAAUUUCGAGUUAUUGAAACAAAAAUUCCCUUUCAGUAGUGGGCAUGGUGUACAAUUCGAAUGUCCUAUCUGUCAGAGAACCUUCUCACAGAAGGGAAAUUUGUUUCGGCAUUACCAAACUCACACAGGGGAUAGACCUUUUGCCUGCAGAUUAUGUGGCCACAGAUUCACUCAAAAAUCAAAUCUCCAAAAGCAUCUUGCCACACAUAAUGGGGAUAAAAGGUUUGAGUGUGGUGUGUGCAAUAAAGGUUUUGUACAAAAGGCUAAUCUUAUAAGGCAUCUACGGAUCCAUACUGGUGAGAAGCCCUUCCAAUGUGAUUUAUGUGGUCAUAAGUUUACCCAAAAGGGCAAUCUCAAUAAACAUAUGCAGCUGCACACAUCUGACACUGAAAGUGUUUGCGAUUUCUGCAACUGUAAAUUCUCAUCAUAUACAGCUAAAAUGAGACAUGAGACAAGUGUGCACAGCGAGAAAUUUCCUGAUUACGAAGAGGAGGAUGAACAAAAUGUAAACCAGUGUGACGAAUGCCCUGCUUCAUUUAGAACCAAACGGGCUCUUGUCAAACACAAGAAAUACCAUAAAUAAUUAUUUCAGGUAUUGGUUGAAUCGAUGCCUAUACCUAUAUUGUAAAUGUUUUCCUCCAGUUCGAAAAUUUAUCUUCAUAUUGGUGACAUAAUGAAUUAUGUUUUGUAUAUAUGUGUUAAUAAAUUUGCUUUUAUUGUUA